AUGGGUGAAACUUUGGAAGCUGCCAACCAGUGGAUGCAGUUUGAUAGUCCCACCAACAGGCCUUCAGCAGAGCUCCAGUCAAUUGCCAGAGGACCACCCAGCUUGGUGAUGGACAGACCACGUAGCCGGGUUCUGGCUCUCAGGCCGCUCCUGGGAGCACGCAGGGAUCUCCACAGGUCAUGUGCCCAAAGCAGCCUUCACUCUCGGCACCUAGGACGGCAGGCUCUGACCAUGAAGCUGUUUCUCCUGACGUCUGUGGCUGCUGUCAUCACUUCGCUGGUUGUUGGUGAGCAGCGGCAAGGAUUAAUCGAGGAAUCGCUGCUGUUUCCCAGGAACACAAUAAGUGACUACGUGGUGAUACAGCCACAGAAGGAAAUGAGUCUCAAUGACCUGACGCUGUGCCUGCGGUACAACACGGAGCAGCGGACCAGGCAGACACUCUUUUCCUACACGUCCACUGUCCCCCAGGACCUGGUGCUGAGCCGUGAGGAUGAAAGAACCUUGAAGGUGAUCAUCGGCGGCAGGGAGAUCCAAUUCCAGCUGCCCGUCAACCUCUGGGGUUGGGUCCACAUCUGCAUCACCCGGGAGAAAGAGAAGCAGCUGGUCGGUCUGUAUGUCAACGGGGAGCCAUCCACCCGCAAAAUGCAGGAGGACACGCAGCCUGUCACCAGUGGGGGCACGGUGAUCCUAGGCCAGCAGAAGGGCAGCAUGGCCAGAGAGACAAGUUUUGUGGGCGAGAUUCUGGAUGUCAACUUGUGGAACCGGGUGCUGCACCCCAAAACGAUCCAGAAACUCUCCAAGGGCGACUCCACCCCUCAGGGCAACGUGAUUGGCUGGCUGACGGCCAGAGUGGAAACCAAAGGCAAGGUCGUUCCCCUCAAAUCAACCUUGACCCAGUGAAGGGCAGCGGAUGGGCCCACCCACCCCACGGGCUGCGGUCUGUACCGUGCGACACGCCUGUGAGUUCACACCAAUAAAAGCAUUUCACCUGCAA
Messenger RNA from Pristis pectinata (smalltooth sawfish), 994 nucleotides. Its product is annotated as jeltraxin-like. The record is from RefSeq and is a predicted model, not a curated record. The transcript is spliced from 4 exons. NCBI's taxonomy places the organism in Eukaryota, Metazoa, Chordata, Chondrichthyes, Rhinopristiformes, Pristidae. The coding region runs from base 1 to 900 and encodes 299 amino acids.